Musa acuminata AAA Group (dessert banana) is the source of this 3307-nucleotide messenger RNA. Its product is annotated as pollen-specific leucine-rich repeat extensin-like protein 1. The record is from RefSeq and is a predicted model, not a curated record. The transcript has a single exon. NCBI's taxonomy places the organism in Eukaryota, Viridiplantae, Streptophyta, Magnoliopsida, Zingiberales, Musaceae. The coding region runs from base 942 to 3059 and encodes 705 amino acids.
GCCUAUCAACAUACAUGACAGAUUGAAGCCCCCCAAAAAACACGCCAUCGUUGGUUAGCAGAGAAGCAAACCAAGGGCGAUCCAGAUUACAGAUUACUUCUUCUUCAUCUCUGAGUAAAGAGAGAGAGAGAGAGAGAGAGAGAGAGAACCUGAAGUGGUCCAAGAACAGUCCCCCACCCCACCCACUUUCCCUGCAGCUUUAUUAAUGACCGGUGCUACCUUACUACGACGGUAACAGUAUUCACCGACACCACGCUGCAACACACUGAACCAAUGAAGGACGCAGUUGAAGAAGAAGAAGAAGAAUCACUUAAUAAGACGAAGAAAAAUACUGAAUUGCUCCCUGUAUUAUUAUAACUUCGAUUUAUCCAUCCGACCCGAUUCGACCGAUCAAAGGCAAUCUUCCGUAGAUCGACGGCAUUUAUGUAACUGAAAGAUAGUCUUCUACUCCUAAUCCUCGACGAUCGAAGGAACCAAAUGAUCUCACAGGCGGUGGAUGCCACGUGUCGAAGCCGCAGGCAGAGAGAUGUCAUUCGAAUACUGAUGGUGGUCGGCUUUUAGUGUGUGCCUGCUGACUUUUUUUGUGGUUGACCGGAUGCACGAAUUCCCUCGCAAUCCCUCCGAAAAUUAAAUUCCCUUGGAAGAAUGACAUGUCCACGGCAUUCGUCCUCCGAUGAGUCCGUCAUAUGCUGUGCUAAGGGUGCCGAAGAAGAAUUCCUAGAAACAUUUUGCCUAAGAAUAUGUGUUGGGUUUUGGAUAUACCAAUCUUUGAAUUCUAUCAAUAUGCAGCGGAGGAAAGAAUGAGAUGCGAACCCCAUCGCGAAGGGUUCGGAUCAGCUGCUGCUGAUGUGUAUAUAUAUAUAUAUAUAUAUAUAUAGCAUGCAGACGACGAAGACUGCACUCAUCCCCCUCUUGACGACGCCUGUUGUCGUUGGAAUUCGAUGGAAGAAACACUACGCGCGGCCAAGCAGCGCAGAAAGCGGAACAAAUUCCACUUCCGGUUGAAGUUCUGGAAAUCCACCCCGAGAUCACCAAAACCUGCGGCCCCGUUACCUCAACCCCCACCAGAAUCCCACCCACAAUCGCCGACGCCUACUCAGACGGAACCUACUUCACGUUCACCUUCCUCUUCCUCGUCGCCGUCGCAGUCACCGUCGCCGUCAGCAUCGAGGAGAUUCGAUGAAGGACCUGAAGGACAACCACAACAAGGGACUUCUUCGCCGAGGAGACUCUCUCCGCCUUCCAGCCCAUCGAGAGAAACUCCCGCUCCACCGGAAUCAACUCAGGGAGUUUCUCAAACUCCAUCAUCAGCCAAGCCUGAAAUGACCACCACGGAACCAAAGUCCCCGAGUCAUCCGCAAGAAACCCAAGAGCCCCAGGAAUCAUAUCCUGGGAAGCCAUUGGAACCGCAAUCAGAGUCCCCAAGCCAUCAGCAAGAAACUCAACCCCAAUCUUCCGAAGCUCAACCUCCAAAACCAUUGGAGCUACAAUCGAAAUCCCCGAGUCAUCAACAAGAAAUCCAACAGCCUCAGGAAUCCCAUCCUCCCGGAGUCCAAGCUCCAGAAACAUCGGAACCACAGCCAACUCAUCAGCAAGAAACCCAGCCUCAAGAAUCUCAUCCUCCUCCCCCAGGCCAAGUUCCAGAAACAUUAGAACCACAACCAAAGUCCCCGAGUCAUCAACAAGAAACCCAGCCCCAGGAAUCCUCUUCUUCCCAAACCCAAUCUCCAGAACUAUUAGAAUCACAACCAGAAUUCCCAAGACAUCAGCAAGAAACUCAGCCCCAGAAAUCCCAAUCUUCCGAUGCUCAAGCUCUAGAACUAUUGGAACUACAAUCCAAGUCCCCGAGUCAGCAACAAGAAAUCCAACGACCCCAGGAAUCCCAUCCCCCCCAAGUCCAAGCUCCAGAACCAUUGGAACCACAACCAAAGCCCCCGGCUCAUCAGCAAGAAGAAUCCCAGCCUCAAGAAUCUCAUCCUCCCCAAGUCCAAGUUCCAGAAGCACUAGAACCACACCCAAAGUCCCCAGUUCAUCAACAAGAAACCCAGCCCCAGGAAUCCUAUCCUUCCCAAGUCCAAUCUCUAGAGCUAUUGGAACCACAACCAGAGUCCCCAGGACAUCAGCUAGAAACUCAGCCCCAGGAAUCUCAACCUUCCGAAGCCCAAGCUCCUGAAUUGUUAGAACCACAACCAAAAUCCCCAAGUCAUCAGCAAGAAAUCCAACCCCAGGUAUCCCAACCUCCUGAAACACUAGAAUCACAACCAAAGUUAUCACCCCAACAGCCCCAGGAAUCCCAAACUCGAGAAAUACAAAAAUUACAACCAAAGUCACCACCCCAGCAGUCUCAGGAAUCCCAGCCUUCUCAAGCCCAAGCUCCGUUACAAAUGGAACCAAUACAAGAAAAACUAGAAACAGAUGUCGAGAAAAAGGAAAUUGCAGAACCCUCCAAACCUGCACAGCAAACUCUAAUGGAGGAAAAACCUAGACAGGAUGUCGAAGAUAACACAAAAGAAGAUACUGAAAUCACAAUAGAGAUGAGUCAUGGGAGCCAAGAAUCAGAAGAAAGGAUCAAAGACCAACCAAAGCCCCCAUAUACUAGGGAACCUGAUGGUCUCAGAGGAAAACGGCACGCUACGUCGGUGGCCGAUAUCCCACGGGCCUCAGCAAUCCUCGGAGGAGAUGAUUUCCAAAAGGAGAGCGAGGGUGAGGAUGUCCGGAAGCUGAAUAUUAGGCACUCACCCCAUGCGGGGAGUGAUCACGCAACAAGCAUGAUAACCUUAGCCGGUGAGAAUGAAGGUGCGUCCAUGUACAUCGGACGCAAGAUAUCACGAAAGGCAGGUAUUCAGAAAGAGCAUCAGAUAGACGAGCACCCGAGUGCAGAAGAAGGCGACGGUAAGAACGAAAUAUCUCAUCAGACGAGCAAUGAAGUUGCAUCAAUCACAGGAGUGAAUAGCAAUGUGCAGAGCGUCAACAACUCGCUACUUCGUGAAAGCUCCUGCAGCCAAGGGGAUCCAGGAGUUCACUUCUUCUUUUCCAUCAAAACCAACUACGCCCGUUAAAUCGAAGAUUGAGAUAGGAUCAACCCAAUCUUCGGAGACUGCUCCGGUAAGUACCAAGAAGGGAUGUAUGUACCAGAGAAACCUUCUCUGGUACACAGAGGAGGGCAGAGCAAGCAGAAGAAACGAUUUGAUUAGCUAUGGUUGUCAUCGAUAUAGCUCUGAUGAGACAACAACAAAAUAAAAACAAGGCCUAUGGCCAACCAAGCUGACAUCUAUAAACAAGAUCUAUAAAUUCUCUAGCUACAACA